UUAUCGUACGCACGUCAGUUACGUUUGCGAUCUGGUCGAGAUCGGAAGGAUCGAUUUCACUGAACGAAAGCAGUUCCGAUAGAAAACGUUCUUGUUUUUAUUAUUCGCGCAGAAAUAACACGGUGUACUUAAUCGCCAGAUCGAACUUCAACCUACGACGAAAUUAUGAACAGUUAUUUUAAUUGAAUCGUAUCGUUGAAUUAUAGAUUUAGUAUAAUCAUAGUUUUCAAUGGGUAGCCCGCAAUCGAAGGAUACUCGGAACGCACAACGAGCCCACAAAGCGAUCCAAAUCCGAAGCAGUAGUCAGUCAGUCUGCGACGACAAACCUUCGAGCAUGUCGAGUCUCGAGAGAGAUCAGCUGGGUAGCCGGGGAAAUGGAGAUGCUUUGUGUGCCGGCAUGUUACGUGGUCUCGACCAUCUAAAGAAUCCACAGUUAAAUAAGGGGAUGGCAUUUACCAUUCAGGAAAGACAAACUCUGGGUAUACAUGGACUUUUACCAGCAGUUGUGAAAACGCAAGAUGAGCAAUUAGAACUCUGCCGCUUGAAUUUAGAUCGUUACCCUGAUGAUCUCUCAAAAUACAUCUACCUUAUAGGCCUACUUGAUAGAAAUGAAAAGCUUUUUUACCGCUUACUGGCGGGUGACGUGGGUAAAAUGAUGCCUCUGGUGUAUACACCCACAGUAGGUCUAGCUUGUCAGAAGUUUGGCCUGAUAUAUCGUCGACCACGCGGUAUGUUUAUAAGUAUAUACGACAAAGGCCAUGUAUACGACAUUUUGAAAAACUGGCCCGAACACGAUGUACGAGCUAUCGUGGUCACGGAUGGCGAAAGGAUACUUGGACUGGGUGAUUUGGGCGCCUAUGGAAUGGGAAUACCCGUUGGAAAAUUAUCUUUGUACACUGCUUUGGCCAGCAUUAAGCCUAACCAAUGCUUGCCUAUUACUUUGGACGUUGGCACAAAUACUCAGAUUUUGUUAGACGAUCCUCUGUACAUUGGUCACAGACAUAAACGCGUCAUCGGUGAAGAGUACGAUGAAUUUUUGGACGAAUUUAUGACUGCUGUUGUUAAACGAUACGGACAGAAUACUUUAAUUCAGUUCGAGGACUUCGGGAACGCUAAUGCGUUCAGAUUGUUGAACAGAUAUCGCGAUCAUUACUGUACCUUUAACGAUGAUAUCCAAGGAACCGCUGCUGUUGCCGUGGCUGGAUUAUUGGCAUCACUUCGCGUCACAAAUACGAAACUCUCUGAAAAUAGAAUUGUUUUCCAGGGCGCUGGGGAGGCUUCGUUAGGUAUUGCAUGGUUAUGCGCAAUGGCGAUGCAAAAAGAAGGUGUCAGUUUAGAAGAAGCAAAGAGCAAGAUCUGGAUGGUUGACUCAAGAGGGUUGAUAGUGAAAAAUCGCCCGUCGGGUGGACUGACAGAGCAUAAGAUGAAGUUCGCUCGUAAUGACCAACCAAUAGAUACUUUAUUGGAAGUGGUGAAGACGGCUAAACCUACUGUCCUCAUUGGUGCUGCUGCUGUUGGCGGUGCAUUCACGACUGAAAUAUUGGAAGAAAUGGGAAACAAUAACGACAGGCCUGUAAUCUUUGCUCUUAGCAAUCCAACCAGCAAAGCAGAGUGCACAGCUGAGGAAGCAUAUAUUGCUACAAAGGGAAAAUGUAUAUUCGCCAGUGGAUCGCCCUUCCCACCAGUGACGUACAACGGUAAAACUUACUAUCCUGGCCAAGGAAAUAACAGUUACAUUUUCCCGGGAGUCGCUUUAGGUGUUAUAUGCGUUGGUAUGCGUACUAUUCCUGAAGAAACAUUCCUCGUUUCUGCUAAAACAUUAGCCGAAAUGGUCUCGCAAGAAGACUUGGACCAUGGAAACUUGUAUCCGCCGUUGCAGGAUAUUCAAAAGUGUUCGUUGACGAUAGCCUGUGAGGUUAUGAAUUACGCGUAUGAAAAUAAGCUUGCAUCGGUUCACCCGGAGCCCAAAGACUACAAGGAGUUCAUCAAGGCGCAACUAUACGAUACAAGUUACAAACCAUCAAUACCUCCAGUAUAUUGCUGGCCUGAAGUAUAAAUUUUACUAUUACCAUUACAUACGAAAAACUUCGAUAAAAUUUAAGUAUGUUGGGUACUCACAUGUGUCAAACAUGUAUUUAAUGAUGUUUUUUUUUUUUGCCUUUAUGCUGCCUGUUGAGCAGGCAUAAGAUGUUCUGUGCAGAUGUGUAUGAGCAUGUAUGUGUGUGUGUUUAUGUGUAGAAAGCAUCUUCUUUUCAGAGGAAAAAUGUAUUUCAAGAUUGUAUGAAUCACCGUUCACUUUAAAUUAUUGGGAUGAAGUUUAAUUUACUGCUUGUAAUAAUAAAUUUGCAACGAUUAUUU
Colletes gigas is the source of this 2358-nucleotide messenger RNA. It is a transcript of the gene Men, whose product is annotated as NADP-dependent malic enzyme. Gene Ontology annotation, molecular function: NAD binding; malate dehydrogenase (decarboxylating) (NAD+) activity; malate dehydrogenase (decarboxylating) (NADP+) activity. Gene Ontology annotation, biological process: pyruvate metabolic process; malate metabolic process. Bases 230 to 2056 code for a protein of 608 amino acids. NCBI's taxonomy places the organism in Eukaryota, Metazoa, Arthropoda, Insecta, Hymenoptera, Colletidae. The transcript has 8 exons. The record is from RefSeq and is a predicted model, not a curated record. Gene Ontology annotation, cellular component: mitochondrion.